Molecule: messenger RNA, 2155 nt
Organism: Gavialis gangeticus (Gharial)
Lineage: Eukaryota; Metazoa; Chordata; Crocodylia; Gavialidae
Gene: A1CF
Product: APOBEC1 complementation factor
Exons: 13
Coding region: 182-1954 (590 amino acids)
Cellular component (GO): nucleus
Molecular function (GO): mRNA binding
Source: RefSeq, a predicted model, not a curated record
AUAAUCAAGAAGAACUUUUCCAGGUGACGAUCUCUGAAAUUGCUCAGCAACCCAGAAGGCACGAUACGACAUUCAAGCAACAGCUUGCCUAACAUUUCUGUAUGGACAGUGGUGAGUGGAUGCCUCUUAAAUGAAUUGAGCACCCCUAAUUAACCUGAUUUUUUGCUGAUAAUCACUCACAAUGGAAUCAAAUCAAAAAUCCGGGGAUGGAUUGACCGGCACACAGAAAGAAGCAGCCCUCCGUGCACUAAUUCAGCGCACAGGAUAUAAUUUGAUCCAGGAAAAUGGACAAAGAAAGUUUGGUGGUCCACCACCUGGCUGGGAUGGCCCACCACCAGAGAGAGGCUGUGAGAUUUUCAUUGGGAAAUUACCGCGAGACCUUUUUGAAGAUGAGCUGAUACCAUUAUGUGAAAAAAUUGGCAAAAUCUAUGAAAUGAGAAUGAUGAUGGACUUCAAUGGAAACAACAGAGGAUAUGCCUUUGUAACAUUCUCUAAUAAACAGGAGGCUAAGAAUGCAAUCAAGCAACUUAAUAAUUAUGAAAUUAGGAAUGGACGACUCCUAGGUGUUUGUGCCAGUGUAGACAACUGCCGUUUAUUUGUAGGAGGAAUCCCAAAAACUAAGAAAAGAGAAGAAAUUUUAGCAGAGAUGAGGAAAGUCACAGAUGGAGUUGUUGAUGUCAUUGUGUAUCCCAGUGCAGCAGACAAGACAAAAAACCGGGGCUUUGCUUUUGUGGAAUAUGAAAGUCAUCGAGCAGCAGCAAUGGCAAGAAGAAAACUGCUACCAGGAAGGAUACAAUUAUGGGGACAUAAUAUUGCUGUAGACUGGGCUGAACCAGAAGUUGAAGUUGAUGAAGACACAAUGUCAUCAGUUAAAAUCCUUUAUGUGCGAAACCUGAUGCUAUCAACUACAGAAGAGACAAUUGAAAAAGAAUUCAGCAAUAUUAAACCAGGUGCAGUUGAAAGAGUAAAGAAAAUCAGAGAUUAUGCAUUUGUGCACUUUAAUAACAGAGAAGAUGCUAUUGAAGCUAUGAAAGCCUUAAAUGGAAAGGUGUUGGAUGGGUCUCCUAUCGAAGUGUCGUUAGCCAAGCCAGUAGACAAAGACAGUUACAUUAGGUAUACCAGAGGCACAGGGGGAAGAGGUACCAUGUUGCAAGGAGAAUACACAUACACAUUUGGACAUGUAUAUGACCCUGCCACAGCUUACCUUGGAGCUCCAGUCUUCUAUGCGCCUCAGGCCUAUGCAGCUAUUCCUAACCUGCAUUUCCCUGCUACCAAAGGGCAUCUCAGCAAUAGAGGCAUUAUCCGACCUCCAUCAAUAAGAGAAAUUUACAUGAAUGUACCUGUAGGGGCUGCGGGAGUUAGAGGACUAGGAGGACGUGGCUACUUGGCAUACACUGGUCUGGGUCGCGGAUUCCAGAUCAAAGGAGAAAAAAGGGGAGAAGACAAACUCUACGAUCUCCUGCCUGGGAUGGAGCUGACCCCAAUGAAUCAUGUCACAUUAAAACCCCAAGGAAUUAAACUUGCUCCUCAGAUCUUAGAAGAAAUCUGCCAGAAAAAUAACUGGGGACAGCCUGUUUACCAGCUUCAUUCUGCGAUUGGCCAAGAUCAAAGACAACUGUUCUUGUAUAAAGUCACUAUACCUGCCCUUGCCAGCCAGCAACCUACUAUACAUCCCUUCACACCUCCCAAGCUCAAUGCAUAUAUUGAUGAGGCCAAGACAUAUGCAGCAGAAUAUACCCUUCAGACCUUGGGCAUUCCCAUCGAAGGCACAGAGGCACCUGCCGCAGCACCUGCUUUUCCAGGAUUCACCAUCACCAAUGCAGCUGCAACUGUAGCAGCUACACAGCUGAAACAAGCAGUGACACUGGGACAAGAUCUAGCAACUUAUGCAACAUAUGAAGCAUACCCUGCCUUUGCUGUGGCCACUCGUAGUGAUGGUUAUGGAACUUUUUAAAAGAUUUAGUCUACUUGUAUUUAAAUCAAUACUUUCUGUUAAUCAAGUGGGGGGGAACUACUUCAGUCUGUUAAUUAUUAUGAUCUCAAAAUUUUAAAUCUAAUUUUAGAAGAUGGAUUAGUUUAGUGAUAGUUUUAUACUUCUAGACUGAGAGUUUUUUUAAUUGUUGGUAUAUGUUUCAUUAUAAAUUAGUUAAAUCAA